UCAAAGCAUGCAGGCGACUACCCUCCAAGGAGUCCUGAUUCCUUUUAAUUAAAAAAAAGACAUUAAAAUCUGGACACCUAGAGUAAGACUAAGAGCUGGUAUUGGGUCAAGCGCUGCCUCUGUUGCUGUUAUUGGGUCAUCCUGUUGUGAUGGAGCUGAAAACAUUUUCAGUCAUGAAAUCACAUUGAUUUCUGCAAUGUAAUAUAUAUUAUACCGUAGUCUACUUUUCUAAUGUGAUUUUGUUCAGCACUUUCUCCUAAAUUGACAUUCCAUAUGAAGUCAGUUAUGAACUGUUGAUUUUAAUUUCAAAUACUUCUUGUGCCAUUCCUCUCCUUUCUGUCACAUUAGUUGCUGCCUCAUUUGGGCCCCAUUUAGGCUGGGUCACAGAAACAGCCUCCACACUGACCUCCCAGGCCUGGUCUACCCACACUACCUCUUCAGCACCUCUUCAGCACCUCUUCACCACCAUGCCUCUUUCCUUGUAAAAAUCUUUCGGUGGCGCUUCUUGGGAAGUCCCAUUGGACCUUCCUGGAGCUCAGUCCAGCAUGAAAUUGCCAAGGAGGACUCCUUUAGCCCCUUAGGUUUGUCGCCCCUAAAGCUGGUGGACGGGAAUGCAACCUGUCUACUUUCUUGCUGCCCCGACAGGGAAACAUUCAGAUCUUGUUUCAUUUUAAGGAUUCUCUGCUCAUCAGUAAAAGUAAAAAGAUGUGAGUGAUUAGCCCAGCUAACAAACACCAGAGAGUUACAAAGUUCCUAUUAUAUGGUUCUGGUCUCUUCCAGGCCCAGUAGUCACUGGCCUGGUCCCUGGGGCUUGGGAGGGAAACAGAAGCUGGAAGAGUCUGCAGAGCCCCAGGCAGGCAAAUGAUUUUCAGUCCUCAAACCAAACAGUCUUUAUUAUAUGUCUGUUCAACCUUUAUGUAAGGCAGGAGAGUUGACAUCUUAGGGGGAUGUUUUGUAGAUUCCCACUGGAAGGAUCUAUUUAUUUCAACAAGUGGUAGGAUCUACUCACAUUUCGUCAGUUAUACGGAAACUUGAGUCAGCUGGCACCAGACUUCUUUCUGAUUUAUUACAGUAACACUUUUACUACCUCUAAUGGAUGAUACCCUAGAAAGCUGUCCCUUAAUCCCUCUCUAGGUGCUGGGAGCCAGAUAGAAGGGGCAAGAUCACAUCUUCAGAGUGUGAUUGCAGGGAGUCAGGAUCAGAACAAUGAUCCCAAAAGGGCCAUGGGGUAUGAAAGGCCUGAGGCAGGCUUUAGGGUGCCUGAGCAUGAGGAAGAGGAGGCAUAAAGGAGAUGAGAGCAAGCAUCAUUUGGUUGAAACAAAUUGUGCCAGCCCCUCUUCUUCUUUGUUAACAGAACCCCACUUCUGUGCAUUAAAAGCAAUUUGUCUAUCUUGUAAUCCUAGCACUUUGGGAGGCGGAGGCGGGCGGAUCACGAGGUCAGGAGAUCAAGACCAUCCUGGCUAACGCGGUGAAACCCUGUCUCUACUAAAAAUACAAAAAAUUAGCCGGGUGUAGUGGUGGGCGCCUGUAGUCCCAGUUUCUCAGGAGGCUGAGGCAGAAGAAUGGCGUGAACUCGGCAGGCGGAGCUUGCAGUGAGCCGAGAUCGCGCCACUGCACUCCAGCCUGGGCGACAGAGCCAGACUCCGUCUCAAACAACAACAACAACAACAACAACAACAACAAAAGCAAUGUGUUUAGCCCAGGCCACAAAAUACACAACCCAUCAUUAGGCCAAGGUAAUCAUGACAAUCCCAUUUGCUUUUGGCAGGCAUGUGCUCUCCCAGCCUAACUGAAAUGGAGUCCCUAGUCCUAACCAAUGACAGGCAGAAAUCUACUGGAGGUUUCUGGAAAGGCCUUUGGAGUCUGAUAAGAGACAUGGGGGGAGGCUUGCUUGUCCACCACCAUCUCUUGCCUUUGAGGACUGCUGGGAUACCUAGAAGUGCAACAUCUACCCUGAUACAGGAUGCAAAGAUUCCUCAUGAGAUCAGAUUCCCUGUUCCAGCCCUGAAAUUGCUUGCCUCCAGUCUUGUCUGUGAGGUCUUGAAACAUGUCCAUUGCUGAAAACCCUGUUAGUAGGUUAGGAGUGACUUGGUCCGGGCAUUUCCCCAUUCACCAAAGUGCCAGGCAUUAAGUGGGCCCUUUCAACUUGGGACAUCAAGCUCCUUCGUUCUGGGAAAUUUCCUUAAAUUCAAGGUACCAUCGUCAUGAAAUUUCUGAACUUUAAAGAGAAGAUCCUAAAAUCUUGCAGAGAGAAAAAAAUGACGCAUCACUUCUCACCACACUGAAAAACUGAAGACAAUGAAGCCUGCCUUCAAAAUGCUGGGGAGAAAUUCUUUUCAAUCUAGAAUUCCAUACAAGCCAGAAUUUAAAUUUGAGGGUUGAAUAAAUACUCAGGUAUUUGAGGGCUCAUAAACUUUUUAGCUAGUGUACUCAUCUUAAGAAACCACUAAAAAUGGCGUGCUCCUGUGAAAGAAGUGAGUUCGACAAGAAAAAGGAAGACAUGGGUCCAUAGAUCCAACUGUCUCCGAAUCUCUAGACUGGUGACACGCAGUUCCCAGUUCUCUGGGGACCUCCUCAGAUCUCCCUGUCGUGUCAUCUCACAUCUGUCAUCUCUCGGGUCAUAUCCAACACACUGGGCCACCCACGCACAGGGACGACGCGACAGCCCUGUGGCUCCACCGCCCAGGACAGCAACGACUGGCAAUCCUGUGCCGGCCCUGCUCGACGCAAGCACCUCCAGCGCCCGGUUGCGUCUUAGUGACCCUGGGACCGCCAGCCAGGCACCACGCCCGACGCAGGCUCAGUCAGUGUUGGUCGGAUGCAUGAAUGAAUGGGAAAAACAAACGAAGUCUCUCUCCCUGGCCCUGCUCCCAUACAUCUGUUGGCCUAGGUCUUGGUUUUAUCCGAAGACUUAGAGAAGGGACGCAAGUUCCUUCCCGGAGCCAGAAGGAAUCCGUCGAGAAGCGGGACCUCAAGCUCGCGGCCCAAAAGCGCGGCCCCGCCACGACGCCUGCUAGCUGGCCCCACUUCGGCGCGCGCCGCUUACAUCAUAGCUCGCCUCUCCCCUUCCCUAGCCACACCCCCUUGCCUGGCGACCCGGAAGUUGUACUUGUAACUGCGGCUUUCCUUCUCCCACAAUCCUUCGCGCUCUUCCUUUCCAACUUGGACGCUGCAGAAUGGCUCCCGCAAAGAAGGGUGGCGAGAAGAAAAAGGGCCGUUCUGCCAUCAACGAAGUGGUAACCCGAGAAUACACCAUCAACAUUCACAAGCGCAUCCAUGGAGUGGGCUUCAAGAAGCGUGCACCUCGGGCACUCAAAGAGAUUCGGAAAUUUGCCAUGAAGGAGAUGGGAACUCCAGAUGUGCGCAUUGACACCAGGCUCAACAAAGCUGUCUGGGCCAAAGGAAUAAGGAAUGUGCCAUACCGAAUCCGUGUGCGGCUGUCCAGAAAACGUAAUGAGGAUGAAGAUUCACCAAAUAAGCUAUAUACUUUGGUUACCUAUGUACCUGUUACCACUUUCAAAAAUCUACAGACAGUCAAUGUGGAUGAGAACUAAUCGCUGGUCGUCAGAUCAAAUAAAGUUAUAAAAUUGC
Gorilla gorilla gorilla (western lowland gorilla) is the source of this 3591-nucleotide messenger RNA. RefSeq names its product ribosomal protein L31 (gene RPL31). The record is from RefSeq and is a predicted model, not a curated record. Gene Ontology annotation, molecular function: structural constituent of ribosome. Gene Ontology annotation, cellular component: ribosome; cytosolic large ribosomal subunit. The transcript has 5 exons. Bases 3177 to 3554 code for a protein of 125 amino acids. NCBI's taxonomy places the organism in Eukaryota, Metazoa, Chordata, Mammalia, Primates, Hominidae. Gene Ontology annotation, biological process: cytoplasmic translation.